AUGUUUCUGGCUGAAAAGUUUGAAGAAAACCCUGACUAUACACUAGAAAAAGUCAAUUAUUAUAAAGUACACAUCACUAAGAAAACAGAUGAAAUAAAAAAGGAAGCAAAAAUUCCAGAUGCUCCCCAAUCCUCUCAAGUAACAAUUCUUACAUCUUCAAGAGGGGAUCCAUGUGAAGAGUAUUUAUCCCUACCAAAUCCUUACGAUCGCUACCUCACAAACAACAUAAGUGGAUCAGCUGUGAGCAUCUUACAUGACAGGCAUAUUGAAGAAGGCUGGUACAGGGCGGGGUACGCUAUGGACAUGCCGACGACGCCCCCGUCCUCCCAUCUCCACUGUGGUACAACGUUCCCCGCAUGGAUGAACGGAAGCAUUCCAAACACAACUGAUGGAGAGGCAGAAAGAAGGGUAUGUUUUCUGGGUCACAUUCAGGGAAACUUCUGUAUUCAUCAUAUUGAUAUAAAAGUAAAGAACUGUGGAGUAUACAGGGUGUACCGUCUUCCUCCCACACAGAGCAAUGACGAAGCUUACUGCUUUGGUGAGUACAAACAUAAUAUAGAUAUUGAAAACGACAAUAGUUCUUUCUCUGUCACAACAUCAUCUGUUACUGAUGACGUCACAAGUAUACCUGAACUGGACCCUUGCUAUAAUUAUUCUCCUCUUCCUAAUGCGUAUGACCGUUACUAUUUAAAUGUUCUAAAUGGAUCCACGGGAGCCCACAUUCAUGACCGUCAUCUGGAGGAGGGUUGGUACCGGGCAGGACAUUCACUGGACAUGCCAAAUAUCCCACCGUCUCUUCUCCACUGUGGAACAAUAUUCCCUGUCUGGAUCGAUGGAGAGAUUCCUGACACUGAUGAUGGUAUAGCAGAAAGGAAAGUUUGUUUUCUGGGGCACGUGGUAGGUAACUUCUGCGUCCAUCACUUGCAAAUAUUUGUGAAAAACUGUGGCGUCUACAGAGUGUACUAUUUAUACCCAACACCAAGUAACGACGAAGCCUACUGUUUUGGAAUGGAUAGAACAGAAUCUACCCCGGUCUCCGUUAAAUCAACCACACCACAUACUACUUUACACACGACUGAUAACAGCCAUGACGUGAAUUCAACCCUGCCAAUACCUCAAGAAACAAUUACUACAGACGAUUCAGAAUUAGAUCUAACGACCUCAGAUUAUUAUACAACUGCAGAUUUUGGAACUUCUGUGUCCAAUAUCACAUUGUCAACUCAAAGUACCCAACAGUUUACAACUAGUAGUAAACCCCACACAACACCCCAGACUGACCCUUGUUCUAGCUAUUCAAUCCUUCCAAAUUACGGAGACCGCUUUAUAGAGAACGUUGUCAGUGAAAAUAGUUCUUUCAUUGACGAUAAGGACCUACCAGAACAAUGGUACCGCGCUGGUAACCUGGAUAUUCCUAUACGUAGGCCGAACCUCUACCACUGUGGAACUAUGUAUCCAGGAUAUCUGACUGGGUCCAUCCCGCCUACCAAUGUCACCACUACAACAUUCUCUACCACCCAAACGACGCAUGUCAGCAGUGCCACAAAUACAACCCUACCAAUACCUCAACAAACAACUACAGACGAGUUAGAAUUGUAUCUAACGACCUUAGAUCAAUACACCAGUACAAAAUCUACAAUAUUUGUGUCCAACGGGACUGUAAUAACAACUAACGCAUCAAGCACACCACACCCUACUUUAAAAACUACUGUCAUCAACGUCACGAAUUCAACCACAGCUAUCCCCCAGAAAACAACCACAGAAAGUUCAGGUUCUGUUAUCAUAACUAACGUCUCAAGCACACAACGACCUACUUUAUCAACAACUCAUAGCAUCAACGUCACGAAUUCAACCAUAGUUUUACCCAAUAUAACAACCACAGAAUAUCCAGAUUCUAAUCUGACAACCAAUGCAUCAAGCACAUCUUACCCUCCUUCACAAUCAACUCCUAUCAUCAAUGAUACGAAUUCAAUAAAACCGACUACCCAAGAAUCAACUACAGAAAAUUCAGAUAACAAUGUCCCCACAACGUCAAAACCGAUUACAACAAGUCAAACGAGUUCACAACAGACUACAGAAACCACAAAUGGCAACACAACACAGACGCCAACAUCAACUACAAUGCAGCAAACAACAAAUAAAUCUACCACUACGGGGUCACCUAUCCUAACUUCAUCAUACUCUUCCAUGAAACCAACAAGUACAAACUGGACAGAAUCUACUAACAGGCCUUCACCAACACCAACAGCUUUUACAACACCUGAAACCAUGGAUCCAUGUAUCUAUUAUACAAACUUAACAGAUAUCGAAAAGAGAUUUCAUACCAAUCGAAUUCAAGCAAAUUCAACUUCCAGUCUCUCUGAUCAUUUGCUUGUCUAUGGGUGGUAUGGAACUGGGGGACAUGGUUUAUUAACUUCGAGUGCCAUUAGAUAUCACUGUGGGACUUUCAAUCCUAUCUGGAUAAAUGGCAAUAUACCUCCGGUAGAAGGCGGUGUGGUGGAUCGGACAGCAUGUAUUGUUACUGAUACGAACUGUGGAAUAACCAUUUCCAUUAAGAUUCGUAACUGUGGAACACAUCGUGUUUAUCAACUUCGACCUACUGUUGUUUUCAGUGCAUACUGUAUUUAUGAUUACAAUGUCCCCACAUCGACAAAACCGAUUACAACAAGUCAAAUGAGUUCACAACAGACUACAGGAACUACACAUGGCAACACAACACAGAUGCCAACAUCAACUACAAUGCAGCAAACAACAACAAAUCAGUCUACCACUACGGGGUCACCUAUCCUAACUUCAUCAUACUCUUCCAUGAAACCAACAAGUACAAACUGGACAGAAUCUACUAACAGGCCUUCAUCAACACCAACAGCUCUUACAACACCUGAAACCAUGGAUCCAUGUAUCUAUUAUACAAACUUAACAGAUAUCGAAAAGAGAUUUCAUACCAAUCGAAUUCAAGCAAAUUCAACUUCCAGUCUCUCUGAUCAUUUGCUUGUCUAUGGGUGGUAUGGAACUGGGGGACAUGAUUUAUUAACUUCGAGUGCCAUUAGAUAUCACUGUGGGACUUUCAAUCCUAUCUGGAUAAAUGGCAAUAUACCUCCGGUAGAAGGCGGUGUGGUGGAUCGGACAGCAUGUAUUGUUACUGAUACGAACUGUGGAAUAACCAUUUCCAUUAAGAUUCGUAACUGUGGAACACAUCGUGUUUAUCAACUUCGACCUACUGUUGUUUUCAGUGCAUACUGUAUUUAUGAUUACAAUGUCCCCACAUCGACAAAACCGAUUACAACAAGUCAAAUGAGUUCACAACAGACUACAGGAACUACACAUGGCAACACAACACAGAUGCCAACAUCAACUACAAUGCAGCAAACAACAACAAAUCAGUCUACCACUACGGGGUCACCUAUCCUAACUUCAUCAUACUCUUCCAUGAAACCAACAAGUACAAACUGGACAGAAUCUACUAACAGGCCUUCAUCAACACCAACAGCUCUUACAACACCUGAAACCAUGGAUCCAUGUAUCUAUUAUACAAACUUAACAGAUAUCGAAAAGAGAUUUCAUACCAAUCGAAUUCAAGCAAAUUCAACUUCCAGUCUCUCUGAUCAUUUGCUUGUCUAUGGGUGGUAUGGAACUGGGGGACAUGAUUUAUUAACUUCGAGUGCCAUUAGAUAUCACUGUGGGACUUUCAAUCCUAUCUGGAUAAAUGGCAAUAUACCUCCGGUAGAAGGCGGUGUGGUGGAUCGGACAGCAUGUAUUGUUACUGAUACGAACUGUGGAAUAACCAUUUCCAUUAAGAUUCGUAACUGUGGAACACAUCGUGUUUAUCAACUUCGACCUACUGUUGUUUUCAGUGCAUACUGUAUUUAUGAUUACAAUGUCCCCACAUCGACAAAACCGAUUACAACAAGUCAAAUGAGUUCACAACAGACUACAGGAACUACACAUGGCAACACAACACAGAUGCCAACAUCAACUACAAUGCAGCAAACAACAACAAAUCAGUCUACCACUACGGGGUCACCUAUCCUAACUUCAUCAUACUCUUCCAUGAAACCAACAAGUACAAACUGGACAGAAUCUACUAACAGGUCUUCAUCAACACCAACAGCUCUUACAACACCUGAAACCAUGGAUCCAUGUAUCUAUUAUACAAACUUAACAGAUAUCGAAAAGAGAUUUCAUACCAAUCGAAUUCAAGCAAAUUCAACUUCCAGUCUCUCUGAUCAUUUGCUUGUCUAUGGGUGGUAUGGAACUGGGGGACAUGAUUUAUUAACUUCGAGUGCCAUUAGAUAUCACUGUGGGACUUUCAAUCCUAUCUGGAUAAAUGGCAAUAUACCUCCGGUAGAAGGCGGUGUGGUGGAUCGGACAGCAUGUAUUGUUACUGAUACGAACUGUGGAAUAACCAUUUCCAUUAAGAUUCGUAACUGUGGAACACAUCGUGUUUAUCAACUUCGACCUACUGUUGUUUUCAGUGCAUACUGUAUUUAUGAUUACAAUGUCCCCACAUCGACAAAACCGAUUACAACAAGUCAAAUGAGUUCACAACAGACUACAGGAACUACACAUGGCAACACAACACAGAUGCCAACAUCAACUACAAUGCAGCAAACAACAACAAAUCAGUCUACCACUACGGGGUCACCUAUCCUAACUUCAUCAUACUCUUCCAUGAAACCAACAAGUACAAACUGGACAGAAUCUACUAACAGGCCUUCAUCAACACCAACAGCUCUUACAACACCUGAAACCAUGGAUCCAUGUAUCUAUUAUACAAACUUAACAGAUAUCGAAAAGAGAUUUCAUACCAAUCGAAUUCAAGCAAAUUCAACUUCCAGUCUCUCUGAUCAUUUGCUUGUCUAUGGGUGGUAUGGAACUGGGGGACAUGAUUUAUUAACUUCGAGUGCCAUUAGAUAUCACUGUGGGACUUUCAAUCCUAUCUGGAUAAAUGGCAAUAUACCUCCGGUAGAAGGCGGUGUGGUGGAUCGGACAGCAUGUAUUGUUACUGAUACGAACUGUGGAAUAACCAUUUCCAUUAAGAUUCGUAACUGUGGAACACAUCGUGUUUAUCAACUUCGACCUACUGUCGUUUUCAGUGCAUACUGUAUUUAUGAUUACAAUGUCCCCACAUCGACAAAACCGAUUACAACAAGUCAAAUGAGUUCACAACAGACUACAGGAACUACACAUGGCAACACAACACAGAUGCCAACAUCAACUACAAUGCAGCAAACAACAACAAAUCAGUCUACCACUACGGGGUCACCUAUCCUAACUUCAUCAUACUCUUCCAUGAAACCAACAAGUACAAACUGGACAGAAUCUACUAACAGGCCUUCAUCAACACCAACAGCUCUUACAACACCUGAAACCAUGGAUCCAUGUAUCUAUUAUACAAACUUAACAGAUAUCGAAAAGAGAUUUCAUACCAAUCGAAUUCAAGCAAAUUCAACUUCCAGUCUCUCUGAUCAUUUGCUUGUCUAUGGGUGGUAUGGAACUGGGGGACAUGAUUUAUUAACUUCGAGUGCCAUUAGAUAUCACUGUGGGACUUUCAAUCCUAUCUGGAUAAAUGGCAAUAUACCUCCGGUAGAAGGCGGUGUGGUGGAUCGGACAGCAUGUAUUGUUACUGAUACGAACUGUGGAAUAACCAUUUCCAUUAAGAUUCGUAACUGUGGAACACAUCGUGUUUAUCAACUUCGACCUACUGUUGUUUUCAGUGCAUACUGUAUUUAUGAUUACAAUGUCCCCACAUCGACAAAACCGAUUACAACAAGUCAAAUGAGUUCACAACAGACUACAGGAACUACACAUGGCAACACAACACAGAUGCCAACAUCAACUACAAUGCAGCAAACAACAACAAAUCAGUCUACCACUACGGGGUCACCUAUCCUAACUUCAUCAUACUCUUCCAUGAAACCAACAAGUACAAACUGGACAGAAUCUACUAACAGGCCUUCAUCAACACCAACAGCUCUUACAACACCUGAAACCAUGGAUCCAUGUAUCUAUUAUACAAACUUAACAGAUAUCGAAAAGAGAUUUCAUACCAAUCGAAUUCAAGCAAAUUCAACUUCCAGUCUCUCUGACCAUUUGCUUGUCUAUGGAUGGUAUGGAACUGGGGGACAUGAUUUAUUAACUUCGAGUGCCAUGAGAUAUCACUGUGGGACUUUCAACCCUAUCUGGAUAAAUGGCAAUAUACCUCCGGUAGAAGGCGGUGUGGUGGAUCGGACAGCAUGUAUUGUUACUGAUACGAACUGUGGAAUAACCAUUUCCAUUAAGAUUCGUAACUGUGGAACACACCGUGUUUAUCAACUUCAACCUACUGUUGUUUUCAGUGCAUACUGUAUUUAUGAUUACAAUGUCCCCACAUCGACAAAACCGAUUACAACAAGUCAAAUGAGUUCACAACAGACUACAGGAACUACACAUGGCAACACAACACAGAUGCCAACAUCAACUACAAUGCAGCAAACAACAACAAAUCAGUCUACCACUACGGGGUCACCUAUCCUAACUUCAUCAUACUCUUCCAUGAAACCAACAAGUACAAACUGGACAGAAUCUACUAACAGGCCUUCAUCAACACCAACAGCUCUUACAACACCUGAAACCAUGGAUCCAUGUAUCUAUUAUACAAACUUAACAGAUAUCGAAAAGAGAUUUCAUACCAAUCGAAUUCAAGCAAAUUCAACUUCCAGUCUCUCUGACCAUUUGCUUGUCUAUGGAUGGUAUGGAACUGGGGGACAUGAUUUAUUAACUUCGAGUGCCAUGAGAUAUCACUGUGGGACUUUCAACCCUAUCUGGAUAAAUGGCAAUAUACCUCCUGUAGAAGGCGGUGUGGUGGAUCGGACAGCAUGUAUUGUUACUGAUACGAACUGUGGAAUAACCAUUUCCAUUAAGAUUCGUAACUGUGGAACACACCGUGUUUAUCAACUUCAACCUACUGUUGUUUUCAGUGCAUACUGUAUUCAUGAUUACGAUGUCCCUACAACCUUAGAGCCCAUGACAACGAUUCAAACGAGCUCAACUUCUCAGCAGACACCCUCACCAAGUCCGACACUCUCUAGAGCAGAAGUAGAAGUGCAUCUUGUUCCAGAAGGUAUAAGCCAAGUAUUCCAAGCACGAUGCACAUUUAAUGCGAGUAAUGCAAGAGGCUUACGUUUUAAAAUCACUUGGUACUUUGACGACGUGUUCGAUUCAUCUUACUCGGCAACUCUAGAAAAUAUUUACAGUACCUACAUUUAUCUUCAAAGAGAUAAUUUUAAAACUCUUGGAAGAAAUAUAUCAUGUGCUGUGGAUAUGCUCAGGAACGAUGGGACAACUAUUGAAUCAAGAAAAAGCCAUGAACAGUUUUUAGGAAUCAAGAUUCUUACACCAGUUGUUACAUUCAAACGUGGUGAAGAGGGGAAAAUUCAACUUCAGCUAACUGUACCAAUUGGUUGCCUUCAGUUGGUUAGUCAAUGUGACGUCAUCCUCGCCAUGAUGGACCAAUCAGAAGACCAAUGCACAGGAGCCGCUGUUUCCGGACAGAGAGAUUGUGGAAUUUCUUUAAAAAGCAGAGAAUGGAACAAGAUUUUCGAGAUUCCAGUCGGGGCUAUUGAAGAAGAGGGACAUGAGUAUUCAGCUACUUAUGAAGUGGUUCUUAGGACUGACGCCCACUUCCACCAGCCAAUAUGGGGGCUUUAUGAGCUUCCACCAGUGAAGAUUGUCAUAGAAGAGGGUUCCGAUAGAGAAUGGUCCAAGAAAUACUGCAGAGCUGUCAACGACCCUCACCUUUUAACAUUUGAUCAAAGGCCAUAUGAUGUACACUUGAAAGGAGAUUUCAUUAUGUAUGAGCAUAAAACUGCCCCAAUCCAGGUGCAGGCCCGAUUUAAGCCUUGCUACGGUAAUUCAGGUCCCCACUGCACUUGUGGAGUGGCGGUACAGGCCGGAAGAGAUGUUUUCGUGAUAGACAGGUGUCAGUCCAAAAAGAGACUUCGGAGGAUGAUGUACACCUCUUGUAUGGAUCACACGCUAGAAGUCAGAAAGAGACAUGAUUACCUGUAUAAUAUGUACACACCUUAUGGAACAAGGAUUCAGGUUAAUCUUCGUGGUAAAACUUACAUGAACCUCCAAAUUUAUCCCUCUAUCCGCGAUGUAGGACAAACCAGAGGAUUAUGUGGAACGCUUUCCAAUGAAUGUGCUGACGAUUUUCUCCUCCGGAACGGCAAUUAUCUAAACGAAGUUGCCGCUAACAAGACGUGCGGAAACUUUGGAUGGUCGGAUUAUAGAUGGAAUCCUGAUGCAUUUUCCAGAUCCUGGAUGGUUGCUGAGAAUGAAAGCUUAUUCGAAGAUUAUGACCCAAGUAACUCCGAGUGGCCACGUGAGAGAUACCUGUGUUCCUGCAAGAAAAACGUGGUCAAAGUGAGAAUUGAUGGCAGAGGAACUCCUGACUGUUCCUCCAGUGUGGUUUCAAACUGUACUAGACGGCGGGAAAAAGUCGUUGCAGUUGGCGGGGGUUGUGAAGUCAAAAGAUCCUCAUCAAAGUAUGGUUUCAAACCUUAUGACGCCACAAGGGUACGGAGACAGGAACCAAAUCAGAGAAGGAUAAAAAGAGUUGAUUCGCAAAUACAAUUGACGACGAUCGACAAUGCCACUUCUUUUUGUCAAACACAUUUGUCCAAAUCUGAGGCCUUUAAACUGUGUGGGGAUAUACCUAACGUCAAUAAAAAAGAUGCAAUCGAAACCUGUGCUUUGGACAUUGUACUGACAAAUGGUUCUUUAGAGUGGGCUGACAAUCCAAAGGAAGCUAUGAUCGACCGCUGUGUUUCGGAAUUGCGACUUAAUGCGACCUUGAAUACAGAAAGCAACAACACUCCAUCAGUGGCGGAAACGAUACGUAACAUAGCAUGUCCAAACGACUGUAGCGACGUAGGAACCUGUGUCAAUGGAACAUGCAUUUGCCCGCCUCUUUACGGAGCAUCUGACUGUUCCCUGAAUGUGUCUGUGCCACCUGAGAUCUAUGGGAUUGAAGGUGAUGGAUACUGUGACGUCAGUCAAAUGUCAUGUGACCAAAUUCUCAUAGCAGGCGAUGAUUUCACAGAAACUGGAUCGUACAAUUGCAGAAUAGAGAUAACACAUUUGCUGUUUGAUGGCGCAAUUUCAUCCGCUGGAUUGAAAACAUUGAACGGUGAUAUGCAGACAUUAAUGUCGGUUUCAUGUCCAGUUCCAGUAAGGGAAAAGUUUGCAUCACGCAGUUUACCGAGAACAAGUCCAGUUUUUGUAAGGACGUUCAAUGUUUCUCUCAGUAGUGAGGGAAAUACCUAUAGUGAAUCCUUCCAGUUUUAUCAAUAUAAUUCCACUUAUCAGGACUUUCAAAUAUUGGACGGAAAGCCAACGUUUUCUUUAAAGAGUGGAUACUGCUUCAUUGAUGAAGAAGGAAUUCCAGACGGGUGGCGCAAGACGACUGAUAUUUGUAAUGCUUGCAAUUCUUCUGUUAAUAUCUUAGAAUGGACACCAGUAAAUAGUCCAGAGUGUGAGGUUAUUCGGGAACCUGUUGAUAAGUCCUACUUUGACUCGACUGAAUUGUACUGGAUGUUGGGGUUAGUCAUUGCGGUCAUCUUGAUCAUAAUUAUGGUCGUCUGUCAACAUCGAUGCCGAAGAAUUCGCUCCAAAAGAAAAUCUUCAUAUGACGUUUCUACUGAAUCAUCUUACAAUGGUGCCGAGCUUCAAGACCUUUCUAUAUAUUUCUAGUGUUAUAAACUAGCCAAACACUCUAAAUAUUUGUGUUACGAUUAAUUAGAUAUGUUGUAUGUAAUACAAUUUAUAAUAAACUAAGCACACA
Messenger RNA from Saccostrea echinata, 9823 nucleotides. RefSeq names its product mucin-2-like. NCBI's taxonomy places the organism in Eukaryota, Metazoa, Mollusca, Bivalvia, Ostreida, Ostreidae. The transcript is spliced from 42 exons. The record is from RefSeq and is a predicted model, not a curated record. The coding region runs from base 1 to 9732 and encodes 3243 amino acids.